Messenger RNA from Arabidopsis arenosa, 3233 nucleotides. The record is from the annotation of a GenBank genome assembly. NCBI's taxonomy places the organism in Eukaryota, Viridiplantae, Streptophyta, Magnoliopsida, Brassicales, Brassicaceae.
AUUACAAAUUAAGAUUUGUAUGUUUGUACUAUCUACAUAUAUAGUUACCGACUGUGGCUUUUUCUUUUGGUGCAAAACCGAUUUAUUAUCACUAAUUUUCUGCCAUAAAAAGGUGUCUAAAUGGAGGUGACGGAUGAACUAAUCAGUGACAUGGUUCGAGUUAAGGUUGGGAGUUGGACGAAAGACGAUGUUGGGGUUUGGAGAUUCUCUCCCGCGGAGGGACAAGUUGGAAAGAACAUUCGGUUCCGAGAAGGCGAUGGUGUGGAAGCAGCUAAGACGAAGGUCGUAGCCGAGUUUAACAUCGACCGGGAGAGAGAGAAGGUGGAGCUGACUUACGAAAUGCCUGAAUGGAUGGACGUCGACGGUGGUGUCAAACCUGUGCCGAUUCACAUAGUGUCAGACGACGACAUGGACAUGUUCCUGGCGAUGCGUGUAGACUUACACGAAAUGAAGCUGUAUGUCGUUCCGAUGCCGAUGAAUAUGAGGCUCGAGAUAGAUGGCUUCAAAAUGGUACCUUUGAUAGACGAGUUUGCGUUUAGUGAGGUCAUGAGUAAGGAGGAGUUCGCUAAAGAAAACAGACGGAGGCUUGACAAAGAGGCCGGCGACAACAUAAUCUGCUCUCAAGUACCGAGGGAACACAUAGGAGACAGCGGGGAUGGACCCCUAGGGUGGAUAGGGGGUUCUUACGCAGCAAGCGGAUUUCCUACGCUUUCGGCAGCUUGUAGACAUUACAAAGCGGCUUCCGAGGCGGUUCAGUAUCAUGGAUCACCGGCCAGUGUUCUGGAACCUCAGGGAAGCUCAUCCUCCGACGAUAACCGUGUCACAAGAUUGACAAGAGAUUUGUUCUCGGAUUUUGAAAGAGCUGCGACUUCAAGCGGAGAUGUACGCAGCCCAUCGGAAACACAAGCCGCCGGAGAAGGACAGGGCGAUGGAGCUGAGCUAAACAAUGGGAAUGAGGUUAUCCCUAACAGUAACACAGAGCAGCAGAAUGAACCACCCGAAACUGGGAUGUUAAGGUUGCUAAGCCUUCCUGUACACACUUUUGCGAGGGACGCAGCCCCCGUGUUAGACGAGAACGACCCAGAUGGUUCAGAAAGAACAAGACUUGUCGUGCUGGAUGUUGACUACGAAGGGGACGAGUUAUUCGUGGGACGCGUGUUCAAGAACAGAGAUGACUGCAGAGUCAAACUCGCUGUCCAUGCUAUCAACCGGAAAUUUAGUUAUCGUAAUGACCGCACCACCAACGACGUGGUGAUUGUACGAUGCUUAUCCGAUGCUUGCCCCUGGAGAGUGUAUUGUGUGCGGCUGGAGGACACAGAUUACUUUGAAGUCAGAACAGCUACAUUGGAACAUACCUGUCCAAUCGAAGUUAGGAGCCAAUACCCCCGGCAGGCAACUACUUCAGUGAUUUCGCAAAUAAUGAAGUCAAAGUACACGGGCGCCGGGACGGGCCCGACACCGAUAGCUAUAAGGCAAGCUCUAAUGGAUGAAUAUAGUGUUAACGUGUCGUACUGGAAGGCUUGGCGUUCAAGGGAGCUGGCAAUGGACAUGGCCAAAGGAACACCGAUGGGGAGUUACGGCAUUCUACCAUCGUACCUACACAUGUUAACAAGGGCAAACACUGGGACCGUUACUGACUUGCACACAGAGGAGGACGGAAACGGCGACAGUAGGUUCAAAUACUGCUUUGUCGCUCUUGGGGCAAGUGUGUACCCAAGAGCAAGCCACGGGGCUUGUAUCGUACAUCUGCAGAGGAAUGUUGCUGCAAAGUUUAAGAAGAGGAUACUUGCUACCCUCAUUUCGAAAGCGGCAAGAGCAUUCCGGAAAUCAACAUUCAACGAGUAUUUUGAGGAAAUAGAGAGGGUUUCACCUGGCUGCGCCGAGUAUUUGAUGUCAAUUGGUCUUGAGCAUUGGACUAGGUCACAUUGCUAUGGGGAUAGAUACAACAUCAUGACUUCUAACGUGGCUGAAUCAUUAAAUGCAGUUUUAAAGGAAGCAAGAGAGCUACCUAUCGUGUCUACGCUAGAGUACAUUAGAGGGACUCUAAUGACGUGGUUUGAGAAACGUCGGGGAAAAGCAGCGCAACACAAGAUGGACCUGACCCCGAAGGUUGAGGAAAUAGUGCAAAGGAACUACGAACGAUCAACCUGCUAUGAAGUAAUCAAGAUCAAUAACGAGCAUUACGAGAUCAAGACAACAACUGGUCUAUCUUAUCUUGUGGAUAUCCAAAAUAAGACUUGCACAUGCGCAGAAUUCAACUUGCUAAGGAUCCCUUGCAGCCACGCAAUUGCAGCAGCAGUUCGUUGUGAUUUGAAGGUGCCUCUACUGGCGGCACCGCAAUAUGGGACAUUCUUCUGGAGUCUUGCUUACAAUGGAAAUAUCAAUCCCGUACCCGACUUAAGCACGCUACGUGAGGUUCCAGAUGGGAUAGCAACAAGGACGGUUCUACCGCCAAUAACACGAAGGCCACCAGGUAGGCCAAAGCGUACUAGAUACCUUUCAACUGGAGAAUUUAAGACGCCGAAGAAGAAGGCGAAGCGGAGCUGGGAGGAGAUGAGUGAAAUGUCGGAAGGGGGAUCUAGCUCAACAACAAGAGGUAAGAGCUCUGUAUUGGAGGAUGGCGUCUACGAAUGCGACUGCGGGAAGGCGGCGCUAGUCCGACAAUCAUGGACAGACGCAAAUCCAGGUAGGCGAUUCUAUAGGUACGGAGCCGGUUGGAAAAACAUCUGCAACUACUUUCGGUGGCGCGAUCUUGAGAAACCACAUGGAUGGCAGAAAAUAGCACUUUUGGAAGCAAGGGACUUGAUAAAGUCACAAGCAGAGGAGCUUACAAAGCUUAGAGCGAUUGUUGGGGGCCAAGAAGCAAGGAACACAGAGGACGAAGGGAGCGAGCUCCUUCGUAGGUUGGAAGACAUGGAAAAGGAGAAUAUGGCUCUACGAAGUUAUGUGAAGGCAAGCGCGGCGAAGGAUCAAACCAUCCGUCAGGUGGUCAUUAUCUCUUGGAUAGGUUUUGCUUGUGUCGUGGCAACAAUAGUUCAUGCAUUAAAGUAGCAAAACAUUUGGACCAUCGCUAUCAUCAUCAUUCCUAGCUUGCUGAAUUCUAAAGUUUGUACUAUGUUAAUCUUCGUAUGAAUGUAUGACAAAAACUCUUGGUUAGCUAUCUAUCAAACUUAUAAUUCUGAUACCAUGUAUCUAUGGAUAGGUACAUAUAUCCAUAAAUAUCCUGCUCCGGU